AUGGAAGAUUCAACAAUCAAAAUAAACCUAGCAAGACAAUUCUAUACAGAUCAUUGGUCUCCUGAAAGACAACAAGUUAUUGCUGAUCUAAUGAGUAUCGAGGAGACAAUCCAGAGGCAUGUCAAAUCGUAUUCUAUCGGUUCCAUAGGAUAUUCCAGCAUUGGCAUACUUGGGGGAGGACUGACAAUAGCUUCUGUAGCUGCGGCUCCAUCUACACUAGGUCUUUCUCUUUUGUUAAACGUGGCUGGCAUUGCAACUGGAGUAUCUUCUGGUGUUGCAGGGCUUGCUCAUGGUUUUAUAAAGAAUAGAACCAUUGAACAAAAAUGCAAAGAUGCAAAAUCCUUGCUUAACAGGCACAAAGAAACAUCUUUAAACAUGAGAGAUAUGCUUGCAGAGAUAAUCACUUUUGAAGCUGAAACAGAAGAUGGAAAAACACUAAAUUUGUCCCUUGCAAAAGACGAUAUUCUGCAAAUUGCAAACGCAGCACUAGUUGCACAAAGGAUAAAAAUUGUGAUAAAAAACUCCCAUGAAAUGUAUAGAGUAAUUAGAAGCCCAUCAGAUGGAGUUGCUAGAUUCUUGGGGCUUGGUUCGUUUCUCGAUGAUCUAAUCCCGACUGCACUAAAAGAUAUAAGCAAGGGUGUUGCUAAAAUACCGGGGAAAAUUGUCGGCGCAGUAGCUUUUUUCGGGAUUGCAGUUGACGCUGCUUCUUUAUUUUCAAAUGCCAUUGAUUUAUCUAAAAUGACAAAAGGAGAACUUUGUGAUGAAGCAAAAAAAAUUGACGAAACCAUCAAGGCAUUACAAUCAGAAUAUGACAUUCUAAGAGAAAUAUUCGAAUCACCUUUUUAA
Molecule: messenger RNA, 846 nt
Organism: Saccostrea cuccullata (small rock oyster)
Lineage: Eukaryota; Metazoa; Mollusca; Bivalvia; Ostreida; Ostreidae
Exons: 1
Coding region: 1-846 (281 amino acids)
Biological process (GO): lipid transport; lipoprotein metabolic process
Cellular component (GO): membrane; extracellular region
Molecular function (GO): lipid binding
Source: RefSeq, a predicted model, not a curated record